Messenger RNA from Aspergillus versicolor CBS 583.65, 1664 nucleotides. RefSeq lists its product as uncharacterized. Lineage: Eukaryota; Fungi; Ascomycota; Eurotiomycetes; Eurotiales; Aspergillaceae. Bases 104 to 1552 code for a protein of 482 amino acids. The record is from RefSeq and is a predicted model, not a curated record. The transcript is spliced from 3 exons.
UUCCACUUCAACUGGAAUUUGUUACGCCAUAUCUGGUUGUCGGCCAUACCGGCUUUUGCGGAGAUUGAUUACAGUGGCAGCCAUAGCAGCCGGCCUAGCAACAAUGGUCUCCACGCAGUUUGAGGCCGGCUUCGCGUUCGUUCCUGUGAACAGUUCUGGCAGGACCCAGCCGAAAGAUCGAAAGACCAUCCGCAGUCAUUGUAUGCGCGGGAAGAAUAGGCGGAUAGGGGUACCCCAUCGAUAUACUGCACGGACGACCAGGACAUCGCCCGACUGGAGACCUUUGCCGGGUGAUAACGGGUCAUCCACUAUAACCUUAUCUGGUGCUGACCAGGACAUUGACGAGGAUAGGAGUUUCCUUGCAAAGGCCACUUCAAACAGUAUUGCGUCAUUCUAUGCUCCAUCAAGUACUGCGCAAGUUAAGCUCGCCAUUGAUAUGGAUGAUGCAACCAAAACGCUUGUGAUUGACUCCUUCCGGUACUUCAACGAGGCUAUGUACCCAGCCUCACUCUUCAAAGGAGUCGAUAUCCACCAGAGCGAAUGGGGCCAAUGGCUGUUCCACGACCCUGCAUAUCUCCAUUGCGCCUUCUUCAUGGGGUUCGCCACACGCGAUGUAACAGAGAACAGACCGAUAACGCCAACUACCUACUCCCACCUCAGAGAGACUAUCAUGCAUUUGAAUAAUCGACUAUCAAGCUCUGAUAAUGACGUCGCCCUUGGCAACUCGACUAUUGCUACAGUGAUUCUACUUACUAUGUUCUCCUGCAUAAUUAAUGACCAUGAAGCUGCCAAGACACAUAUUUCUGGGUUACAGCAGAUGGUCUGCCUACGUGGUGGGCUCCAGACUGUUGCAUGUAACAGGAAGUUGUAUCUUAAACUUGGAAGGGUUGACCUCAUCUACGCCCUGAACACAGGCUCGCAAGGCCUUCUAUGCACAUACCCACUCUCCUGCAACCCAACAUACUAUAAUAAUAAUGUACCAACGUCAGGUAGCCUUAACAUGCAAUCCGACCUUUCAGAAUAUGGUCUGAGCGAUCCCCAAAUCGUUCCCAUCUUCCUCGAAAUGCGGCACUACUCGUCCCUGAUCAACGCCGCGCACAGCACAGGCCAACGACUCUCUACGGAAGGGUAUCACACCGCCGUGUGCUCAUUCCAGUACCGACUCCUCCAAUUACAUGGCUGCCUGGAGGAUACCUUAUCUGAAUGUGUUCGACUUACACUGCUUGCGUUCCUCAUUACCACGUUUCAGACUCCUGGUAUACGCGCGAAGUAUCCGUAUUUGGCAGACUGCUUAAGGGAGAGCUUUCUGGCUGUCCCAGUAAAUGAGGGAAAUGGGUUUAGGGACUUGAUGAGAUGGAUUCUGAUUGUGGGGGCGGUAUCUGUGUUUGAUGUUAAGGAUGAACGGUGGAUGGUGCAGAGGUGGAGGGAUAUUGUGCAAGGAGAAAACAUGACCUGGGAAGAGGUAAGAGCAGGGCUGGAGGAUAUUAUGUGGAUUGAUCCUUUGCAGGAUAAACUAGGGAGGACGGCAUUUGAGGAGUUGAACAGGCAUUAACGUAGUCUUUGAUCAACCUGUCCAACAGAUAUAUCUGAUAAUAAUUCCAACAAUAAGGUGCCUAAACCUAUAGACGACUUAUAUUUUAGCCAGUUCAAGAAUAAAGUCCACG